CUCCGCCGUUAUGGAUGUUGUUCUUUGUCGCGGAAGCGGAGUGCUUCAGUCAUGCGUAAUGACAAAAGACACCGAAUUGCUUUUAAAGCACCUCAAUUGUGGAUUUAAUGUGAAUUCUGUUAAUAAAUAUCAUGAAUCUGCGUUAUUUGUUGCUGCAUACUAUGGAGAAAGUGAAAUGCUAAAUCUACUUAUUAAUUUUGGAGCAAAUGUGAAUUGCACUACUGUUGACAGAAACACACCGUUACAUGCCGCAGCUUAUUCAGGACACAAAGCUGCUAUGGCCAUUUUGUGUGCUGCCGGCGCCAAUGGAUCGCUUAAAAACAACCAGGGAUAUACUGCUGAAAUGCUUUUCGCGUUGAGAAACAACGAAGGUGGCACAAGCUUUAUAGAGAGUGUUGCCCCGAUUGGACGGAGAAAAAUUCAGAAAGCGUCAAACCUCGCUCAAAAAACGGCGUUGCUUGCCAGUAUAAAAUUCAGGAACAAUGUAAAAAGGAGUGCAAACAAUACACCUUAUACGGUUACGUCUAAUUCAAUAGGCUAUUUCUUGCCUAAUUUAGCUCGUUCGCAGUGGUACUUUACAGCUAUACCUGUUAUCUCAAACGACGAAUUGGAUACUGCAGGUGUUUCUGCUCCUUUCUUUACUGAAAUGCUUCAUGUACAUACCAGUCAUGGCAAGUGGCGAGGAGUUGCCAUCUCCGUCCGCUGCACCGACCAGGAAUCUUUAUCCAAAGCGCAUUCAUCAAAAGACAUGCGUUCCAUAUUUGAAUAUCGAUUGGCUCGGGAGUUGCAGAUUGUCGGUCGACUCCAACAUCCGCACAUCCGCAGUCCACUGGCUCUACUUCUGGAUGCCAACACCACUUCCAGACCGCCCAAGCCAAUCGAUGUGGGACUGGUGUACGAACGGCCCCGUCUGGGUUCUUUGUAUCAGUUCAAACAGGACAACUUGGAAGAAAUCCCAAUUCUAUCCGCCCUGACCGUGUGCCGCCAGGUCGCCGAGGCUCUGCAGUUUAUUCAGUCGUUCGGACUCGUUCAUUGCAACGUUACCCCACACUCGAUCCACCUGUACACGAUUGAUCAUGCGAAGCUGGCGAACUUCGAAUAUGCCAUCAGCCUAAGUGAUACAUCGUGGACGUCUAUUCACAACAGCGGCGUUCGGUCCACGGUAAGACGCAUGCUAGACGAGGAACCUUUUCGUUUCACCUCAGCUGACUUGUAUCAUUGUGCUCGAUUGUUGCCACCGGACCAUUUGGCUGAUUGGCUACCCCCGGAACUGUUCCCUUGUCCAGCGAAUCCACACUGUGGCGCGGAAUCCACUGGCGCUGUGCCAGUUCCAGAGGAGAUCACCCAUCAGACGCCGUGCUACACCUCGGAUGUGUAUAGCCUGGCCAAGGUGGUAAAGUACCUCCUACCUUCAACGCAAUAUGACCUGCCAGACUGUGUUGAGAGUUACGCAGAUCAGCCGACGUACGUGAAAAAUCCAAGAAUGGUAUUGGAAGCCGCACUCAAGCAUCGCCCGGAGGAGCGGCUUCCGUUAAAGCAGUUUCACAGGUUGCUCAUACACCUGUUCUGGAGCGAAUACGAUCAAAUGAAGUUCCCAAAACCGUCCGUAGCAAAUACACUGCCUUGUCCUCUGCGCCUGUGUAGGCAUGGAAAUGAGAUCGGUACAGAUGGGCAAGGCGAAGGAGACCGACGCUAUCAACUGACCAGUCUGCAAAAAUCGCAUGUAUCACCAAAAGGGUCCGCAUUUUCGCGAGAUACGAGCUCAAAGUCACCGGAAUCGAGGCGAUGUUAUGUGACCCGUCGUAAAUCCUAUCAAGGGAACCAACAGACACACCCGAAGGGACUGAACGGGGGAAACGAGAACAACUCUGCGUUGUCAAAAAGUGACAGUGAAAAUACUACCCAUGUGCUUUCGUCACGUGGUGUUCCAGAUGCCACAUCUUCAAAUAAACCGGCUAAUGGACAUUCUCCCGAUGUAAUUGAUUUCUCCCGAUACACGCGGAAUUCUUUCAGAUCCCCUUCUUGUUCCUCGACAUAUCCAAAUGUAAAUUGCGAUACUUAUCGAUGGGAUGACAAUCACGACUGGAGUAACCUCACUGGCAGUUACUCAUCACCAAGCCAUAUGGAUAAAACCAAAAAUCAGAAACCACAUGAACUGGUCGCGAAUGUCGGACCACAGCAGCGCCCUGGUGGAACGGUCGAAACUGGAAAACCUGUAGAAAACCAAGGAAACGGGGAACACAUGCGAAUGUCCUCAAAAUUAGCCAGAAUCUAUCCAAUGGUAAGUAACUGGAUCAAACAGAAAUUGCUGGAGGGACAAUCCUCCAAAUUUCCAUGCGAACAAUUUUCCCCUUCGAAUCAAUGCGCCCACAACCCGACAUCUUUUAAAAAUCCGGAUUGGUCAAGGAGUGAAGAACCCGUGGUUCACAGAAAGCCGCACUCCACAAUAAGAAACGGAACACUCUCGCGUUCUGAGUACGUUCAACUGGCAGCCGUACCACGAGUCCCGGAGGGUGUAGAGGUACCUCCCGUUGUAGCUCCUUGGCGAACUCCUUGCGCCCCAUAUUGGCGGUUUGCUCGGUUGGCCGGCAAACGGAAAGAAAGCGAUUCAUCAAAUGUUUUGCAUAAUGUUUCUCAGCCGACGUCAAUGUCCAGACAUCUUGGGGAUGAAUGUGGUUACAACGGUGGAUAUUUGCAUACUCAAUGUACGCCCGUGAAACCCGCCUCUCACAUCACCCGGUUGCCAUUGACUAGAACGCAGUACAGUGAGGUAACUGGUAAACCGGAUUUGAUUCGUUGUGCAAGCCUGCUCAGUCGACGUAAUCGACUAACGAGGAGUGAUCGGUGGAAUUCACCCACUGGAAUGCCCUGGGAAGUCACGAAUGCACACCGCGGACGAACGUGGGAACGCAAAAUGCGACGUUGCUGUAGUUGCCCCACACUAACUUUUGCUUAUCAACCGAGCACCCGAAGGCCAUCGAAAUGGUGUACGUUUCAGCGAGAAAUCCCCCGCGCUGUGAAAGAUCUAGCCCCAUUGCAGUCUCCUCCUACUUCUGCAUGGAACGUGACCCAUUUGGCAAAGAACGCACUCACAGCACGUGUCCCGUUAUCUCAGCCUACAGUGAAUAAUCGCAAAGUAAAAACGGUCAACCCCGAAGCGGAUGAAUAUUGCCGAGUUGAUGGCCAAGUCUUUUUGUCACAAAUGAAGCCAGCAAGCCGGGUAGCACGGAUGGUGGAGCAUUUUGAACACCAACUGUCUGUUCCGUCGUCAUCGGCACCAAUUACCACUACUCCGUUGCGACGAGUGUGCGUGCCCCCCGAUUCAGGGAAGCAAUCCGCAGCGGCUGGACUCCGGACUCCUGGUGUUAUAACAGUGUCGCGUGCAUCUUUUGCUGUCUGUUCCCUCCGGCCAACGCUAGUGAAUUCCGACACAAACCCAAAGGAGGCCGGGGUGCCGAAAAACCGGAAUCUCCUGCUUGGACCAGAAGCUGCUGUAAUCAGUGGUAGAAAUGUGGAUAGUACCGUGUCCCACCGGAUAACAACUGAGGAGACAAUUGUCGACCAGAACCAAGUAUUCACCUCGAGGACACACAUGCAGACGUCAGCUGAAGUUCAAAGACAGCUGAUGAAAAAUGGACUCUCCUCCCCUGUAAAGAAUAUUAUGCAAGAUGGUUCCGAUACCCUAAUUGAAUUAGAGAGCACUGGAAAUGCGUGUCUCAUGAACAGUUUCCUCCAGGUAUCCAAACCAGAUCAAUGGGCAAAGUGUUUCCGAGAAUCUUCAAACCGUCUCACUGAUGAUCGUACUGCGAGAUCCGGCAAGUUCACUCAACCGAACCCUUCACUGGCUUCCAAUGAGGAUGAAAAUCGUCGUGAUCUAGAUGGGUUGUCGUCAAAGUCACGCAAGACGAAAGGGCUGGGCAAGCUGCAGCAGGAUGACGCCACCAUUACUUUACCGUUACAUCAUAAGGUUAGCCAACCUUCCGGACUACAACAAUUGGAUGUCACGGGACAUUUGUUUACGCUGAGCAAUGCGGAAUUCCAAACGCAGUCAGUCCAACAUAGUGACGGAGACUACACAACAUUUCUCACAGUCCCUCUUUCGGCGAUCGUGGUUCCCGAUGUCAUGGCGACGAGUUCAAAGCCAGCGAGCACCGUGAUCGAACGUUCGCCCUCUUUCUACCGGUGGCGCAGAGAUAAAGGCAUUACGCACUCUCACACGAUCAGUCCCAAACAGUGCAAUCCGACUCUGAAAAUGCCGCCUAAGUUUUCGGCAGAAGACGAAAAAGAGAACCAAAACCCAAUGUCAUUUUGCACCCAAAACGCGUGAGGUUUACGCGGAUUCCUUGGUCGAUUGUCUACUUGCUUCGGAAGCCCAGCGUCACAGAACAAAAAUGUCUUCUCUUUCAAAUCAGGAUGUAGUUUUCGAGAUCCUUUUGUAUUCUAGCCACAUGAUAUUUGUUCUAGCUUCAAGCGAUUUUAAAAUGACACUCUACAAUGGUGGAUACUGACAUUAUUUCGAAUACAGUCAUUGAUCUGAUGAUUUGAAUGUGAAAUUCUGUAUGCUACUUCUUGACAUGUAUUUGAUCUGAACGUCCGGAAUGAAAAGACUGUAGUAAUA
This is a messenger RNA of Dicrocoelium dendriticum, 4618 nucleotides long. The record is from the annotation of a GenBank genome assembly. NCBI's taxonomy places the organism in Eukaryota, Metazoa, Platyhelminthes, Trematoda, Plagiorchiida, Dicrocoeliidae.